AUGGAUGCGAUAACGCUUUUCAAGCGAAUGCACCGUCUCGAUCCGGAGAUUGCGGUGUCAGCUAAUGUCGCUAAUGACAUAGCUCUAGAAAUAGCAAAGAAAGCUUAUGCUACGGGGGAGAUGCUCAAGCUCCGCCUUCUAGAUAUGGUUGACAGAACUCUUCUUGAUCGUGCCGCCGAACGUUUUCCCAAGAAUCUUGAAAAAAGUGAAGCAAACAAUUUUCUCGGGAGUAAAUCGUUCCGGGAUUGGUUUUCUUAUCUUGAGGGCCUAGUUCAACCCGAACGGAAGUCUACGCUCUCGGACUUGGUUAAAAAGCAGGUCCCGGAUGUCGAGCAUGUCGCGGUUAAGAAUUUAGUCUCAGAACUCAGCACGUUCGUUGCUGGAAAGAAGCGCUUGGCUGACAAGGAGACCUUAAUCAAGAAGGUAGUCUCCAGAAUCACAGACGUGGUAAAUCGCUACACCUCGUCUCAAGAAUGGUUCGUAUUCGGGAAUAACAAUGACUUAAAGCCCUUGGUGGAUGGUGCGAACGUCUUUCCAGACAGCCUUAUCGUGAUGGAUGAGAUCAACAAAGCCGCUAAAGAGCUAUUUCAAACGCAAGGGACAGAUGUUUCGCCUGAGGAUUUUCAAUCGGCUGUGAAGAAAAUCUUGGAUGACACUUCGGUCAUUGGCGAGGUCCCGAACGACGACGCCUUAGCAAUGUUGGUGCCAAAGCUAAAAUUAGCUGCUGAGGAGGCCAAGAAUCACAAGCAAGUCUUGGACGAGAAGAAAAUCAUGACUGACAAGCUGGCCUUCGCAACUAUAGGAAGUGUUUUGCCAUUUUUAAAAGGCAAUAUCAGGUUGCCUGAAAUCAUAGUGGCUGCCGUCAAAAGGGGCGAUUUGCAUGCUCUGGGAUCCAGGUAUGAGGACAUUUACCUUGAUCGUCUAGUUGAACUCAGUAAGCCCACCGAGAUCUGGGAGCAAAUGGGACUGGUUCAUUAUAUCACGUCUCUCGGUGUGGAUCACGAUGCAAAAAAUGCCAUCACAAAACUAUUGAUAAAACUCAACGAAAAAGGAGGCAAAUCUCUCGUGGACGAUGUGGUGGAAGUGAUGCCAAAUCUGAAAAGUGCGGACCUUUCGGACUAUUUUUGUCAAGCCGCUCUCUUGAUCACAGAUAGGAAAGCAACCGAUGUGCUUAAGGAACUGGUAGGUGAGACCGAUGGCCGUCCGAUGGAUGUUUUUCAGCAUAAACGCAUUCGCCUGUACUUAAAAUAUGCAAGUUGGGAGUUUGAGAAGUUGACGGUCGAUUACUUUCAUAAGUCUUUGCCCAAAAAGGCGAUUCUCAAUUAUGAUGGAAAAAAGGACUUUUAUUUCUUAGACCUUGUGAAGCAGAGAAUUAAGGAGAUGCCGGAAGAAGGCUGGGCCGCGUAG
Messenger RNA from Plasmopara halstedii, 1407 nucleotides. RefSeq names its product ATPase, AAA-2. The record is from RefSeq and is a predicted model, not a curated record. The coding region runs from base 1 to 1407 and encodes 468 amino acids. Lineage: Eukaryota; Oomycota; Peronosporomycetes; Peronosporales; Peronosporaceae. The transcript has a single exon.